Molecule: messenger RNA, 586 nt
Organism: Homalodisca vitripennis (glassy-winged sharpshooter)
Lineage: Eukaryota; Metazoa; Arthropoda; Insecta; Hemiptera; Cicadellidae
Product: nucleolar MIF4G domain-containing protein 1
Exons: 3
Coding region: 16-435 (139 amino acids)
Biological process (GO): ribosomal small subunit biogenesis
Cellular component (GO): nucleolus
Molecular function (GO): RNA binding
Source: RefSeq, a predicted model, not a curated record
AAUUGACAUUUUCAGAUGACCCUGCAAUACCAUGUGUGGGACAAGCUGAAGGAGACGUCAAGUUUCAAGUCCAAGUUUCAGAUCACAAACCUGGCAAAGUUCCUUGCUCAUUUGUUUCUAGAAAAGGCUCUGCCCAUAUCGGUGUUGAAGGUGGUAGAGUUCUCGGAGAUCAGCAAGCCAGUGGUAAGCCUGGUGCGACAGGUGCUGCUUUCUGUACUUCUCAGCGACAGUGAGGAGACUCUGGUCGCAGUGUUUGCACGAGCCGCACGCUCCGAGCAGCUUCACAUGUUCCGCCAGAGCCUGCGCCUGUUCUUGCACGUGUUUGUGCUCAAGAAGACCUCCACCAUGGCACCUGACCAGGCGCAGCUGCUGAGAGAUAGGGUCAAGCUGGCGGAGACUGCCCUCAUCAGUGUCGACACCAGCAAGUUCUUCUAGAGGUGCAAGUAAGGAAGUUGGAUACUCACCGUUGAUCUGACAUGCCAGUGGACCCCCGGAAUCUCCUCCGCAGGCGUCCACACCUCCUUCCAGGACUCCUGCACACACCAUGCUGUCCAGGAUGCUCUGGUCUCGGCCGCCGUACACGUCA